Messenger RNA from Amaranthus tricolor (Joseph's coat), 1870 nucleotides. Its product is annotated as polypyrimidine tract-binding protein homolog 3-like. The transcript has 15 exons. NCBI's taxonomy places the organism in Eukaryota, Viridiplantae, Streptophyta, Magnoliopsida, Caryophyllales, Amaranthaceae. Gene Ontology annotation, cellular component: nucleus. The record is from RefSeq and is a predicted model, not a curated record. Gene Ontology annotation, molecular function: mRNA binding. Gene Ontology annotation, biological process: regulation of RNA splicing; mRNA processing. The coding region runs from base 219 to 1559 and encodes 446 amino acids.
UUUUUCACUCUCAUUACACAACAUUACAUGAUUUCAUAGGGCUUUUUAUUCCAUCAUCUCUUCUCCCUCUUCAACUUUAGAGGAGUAUUACUUUUUUUUUUCUUUCUAUCUUGAAUAAAUAAGUUUGCAAUCUAUUCUUUCAAUUCAAUUUUUUUUCAAUCUACAAAUCAAACCAAUACCUAAACUCCCCUUCACUGCUAUAACAGUUGCUGUAUAGGAUGUCUGAAACCUCCAAAGUCAUUCAUGUCCGCAAUGUGGGCCAUGAAAUCACAGAGAAUGAUUUACUUCAACUGGUCCAGCCAUUUGGGUCAGUCACCAAGCUUGUGAUGUUACGUACCAAGAACCAGGCACUUUUGCAGCUGCAAGAUGUGGCGGCAGCAAUUGACUUGGUGGAUUACUAUACAACUAAUCAGGCCAAUGUGCGGGGCCGGAAUGUUUACAUGCAGUUCUCUUCCCAUCAAGAAUUGACAACAGAUCAAACUCAAGGGCGUAAAAGUGAUUCGGAUGGGCAGCCCAAUCGUAUUCUUUUGGUCAGCAUACAUCAUGUCAUUUAUCCUAUGACAGUUGAGGUUCUCAAUCAAGUUUUCUCUCCACAUGGGUUUGUGGAAAAAAUUGUUACAUUUCAGAAGUCAGCUGGUUUUCAAGCUCUCAUCCAGUACCAAUCACGCCAAAGUGCUACUUCUGCAAUGAGUGCCCUUCAUGGACGGAAUAUAUAUGAUGGCUGUUGUCAGCUAGAUGUACAAUACUCAAACCUUACUGAGUUACAAGUGAACUUCAAUAAUGAUCGAUCAAGAGAUUUUACAAACCCAAAUCUUCCUUCUGAUCAGAAAGGAGGCAGAGGUUCACAAUCUGGUUAUGGGGAUGCAGCAGGAAUGUAUCCAUUCCCAGCUACUGGAAGUGGUGCAGUUCCAUAUGGACAGAUGGGGCAUGCUGUGGCCAUGGCAGCCUUUCCUGGUGGUCUUCCUCCUGGUAUUAGUGGGACCAAUGACAGAUGUACUGUCAUUGUAUCUAAUCUAAACCCUGAUAAUAUAGAUGAAGACAAGUUGUUUAAUUUGUUUUCGCUGUAUGGCAACAUCGUAAGGAUCAAGCUUCUACGAGGCAAACCAGAUCAUGCCCUUGUUGAAAUGUCCGAUGGUUUUCAGGCUGAAUUGGCUGUUCACUUCUUAAAGGGAGCAAUGCUGUUUGGGAAACAGAUAGAGGUGAACUUUUCCAAGUACUCUAACAUAACACCAUCUCCAGAUACCCGAGAUUACCAUAAUUCAAACUUGAAUCGCUUCAACCAUAACGCAGCAAAGCACUAUAAGUAUUGUUGUUCUCCCACAAAAAUGAUUCAUCUAUCCAGUGUCCCCGAAGAUGUGACUAAGGAGGAGAUUAUAGAGCUCUUGGAGGAACACGGAGAGGUGGUGAGCACCAAGCUUUUCGAAGCAAACGGGAAAAAGCAAGCCUUAGUUUUAUUCGAGAACGAAGAACAGGCAACCGAGGCUCUUGUUUGCAAGCAUGCCACUUCAAUUGGCGGGCCAAUAAUCCGCAUCUCAUUCUCUCAAUCCCAGAGCACUUGAAAGAAUUCGACCUCUGGGAAGAAGGUUUUGUGUUAUUUAUGACCUUGUACGAGUUAAACUUUUUUGUUGAACUUUCUCAUUUUUUGUUUCGCCUGGUGAGAGCCUCACAUAAUACAUCAUGUUUUACGAUAGAGCUAAUUAUGGUUUGGUUUAUGAAUGCUAUUCAUAUUUUUUCGUGCUUUACGUUGGGUGACUUUCUUGUAACAUACAUAGAUGUGGCUAUGUAGGUGUUCAAAACAGCGCUUGUGUACUAAAUGGAUCCUUGGGAAGGAGAUAUUGAAUGUUUAUUUGGCCGAAUGUUCCUUUUUCAA